UAAUUUAUUAGGCAUUUUCGCUGCAAAUGCAGUCAGUACUUGGCUGUUAAGAAAAAAGCAACGCUGAAACUUACUGAAUAACGCAGCGACAUGAGCGAGCGUUGACCGAGAACAGUAAACGGCAGUGGAGAAAGAAAAGGAAAACAAGGAAGCAAGCACCUGGUCCAAAAACAAUAAUAGAAAAGACAAGGGCAAAUCAUGGUGCAAGACGAAGGUGUACGUGCAAUAUUUUUUCUAUAGAAUAUAUCCUUGGAAGUAUACUGUAUACACUUUACUCAUCAUCACCGACAUCUCACAACACAGUACUUCCAUGGGAAAAUUGUUAUUUCAAUCGAUAUGCUGCUGCUGCUGAUUGUUAAGAUUUUUGAAAAAUUGCCAGCAACACAAGGAAGGAGAUUUCAAUAAUCAUACCAAAAUUUCAGGAUAAUGUAGUUAUUUCAUAGGAACAUAGUGCCAAUUAAUACAGUCACACAGAAAAUAGAACAAACAAAUACGAUAGACGACCACAUAGAUUUCCAGGAAUUAUAAUUAUUCACACAAAACUUAGGUAUCCACAACUCAAACCACCAAGAAGCUACAAUAUAAAAUAGUAGUACCUCCCACAAACCAGAACAUCAGUGCAACAACAUUCGAACAAACGUCAUUAAGCAGCAUUUUAUCAUCAUCAUAUGACUCUAACGUCGACAAAGACGACCUCCCUCACAGCACAUCCAGCGUUUCUUAAUUAGACUUGUAAAAAGAGUUACUGCCACUGUGUACUCUAUCGGAACCAAAGCAGAAGGAAGACAUUACUUUUUAGAACACACACACACACAUACAUUUAUAUUUUACUGUAAUUUAGGCAUCAAAAUUGGCGAAAGAAUUGGCUAGCGAAACUGGCUUCACUAUAAAGACGAAAUAAAAGUCAUAUUUGAUAAGUUUUCCCGCUAUGGGAAACUGCCUGCAAUGCUUCCAAUCGACAUCAGAGCAUCCGUCAACAACAUUGGGUAGUGGUGCAGCUACCUCAUCAUCAGUACACUCUGGCUGCCAUUCCACACACAUAGGUGAGGGUCGCUAUAAUGCAGCGACGACAACAUUAAACGCCAAUGAUUGUCAUCAUACGCAACUGCAGAAUCAUUUUCACACAACAGUGAGAAGUACUUUCUCCAAAGAAAGAUCUCAUGAAACUGAUGAGCUGCUCUCUACAAGAAGUCCACUCAAACCAGCAAACCAUUGUGAUACAAAACGCAGUAGUUUUAAGAAAUCAUUUGCACUACUUAAUGGUAACGCAUCAACCAUGUGCGACAUUAUAACAACGGUUAAAGAAACCUCUGAAGUGUCCGAUAAUACUUUGAACAAAUUAUUUGAAGAAUAUAAAGAGCCAGACGAGGACAUGAUAUUGGCCGAGGGUAUUGAACGUUUAUGUUGUGAUCUCAAUUAUCAACCAGAUGAAUUUGCCAUCUUGGUGCUUGCCUGGUGCUUAGAUGCUUCACAAAUGUGUCGCUUUACUCGUAGUGAAUUUAUAGAAGGUUUACAUAAAAUGCGAGCCGAUACUAUAGAAACCAUACACAUAAGACUGGAGCAGACAAUCGAAACAUUAAAAGUCGAUUCCGAAAUGUUUAAGCAGUUAUAUCGCUUUACAUUUAGGUUUGGCCUUGAACCCGAUCAACGGAUAUUAUCAUUAGACAUGGCCAUCUCAUUGUGGAAAUUAGUCUUUACUGUCCAUACCCCAGAAAUAUUAGGCAAAUGGAUACAUUUUCUAGAACAACAUCCUAGUAUAAGGGGCAUUCCGAAGGACACCUGGAAUAUGUUCUUGAAUUUUUCGGAGCAGUGUGAUAUUAACAAUUAUGAUGACACCGAAGCUUGGCCAAGUCUAUUCGACGAUUUUGUGGACUAUGAAAAAUCGCGCCUCGAAAACGGUGACGAUGACAACAACAAUGACGAUCCUCUACAACAAAAACAAAUGCAUGAUAAUUCAAGCUCAAUGAAUGUAUUAUAGUAUUAAGAUAAUGAAUUUUUUAGUACGAUCAAAACACACACCCACACCCACACACACACACACACAUACAAACUAAUUUAAUACUAGCCCCCGCCAUCCCUUUUGCUGCGGGUUUAAGUUAAUGUUAAAUGUGUAAAAUUGUAUAAUAUUCCUUUAGAACUCCCCAAACGGUAUCCCCUACUCCCAAAGGUAAAAAACAAAUAUUUCUCGUUAUGUUCGUUCGUUCGUUUUUAACAUUCCCAUUCCCCAUGUUCUGCAAAAACACCCACACACCCAUACAAACUCAUAUCUGUGAGCUCGCUUCUUUGGUGCUGGUUACCUUGUCAAAAAAGAACGAUCUCAUAGAGUUUUCGACAUUUAUUUUAGUUGAUUGAUACUGAUUUUAAACACAAAUACAAAUACAAAAUUGUACAUACAAGAUUUCCAUAAAAGCAUUGUACUCAUAAUGACGUAAAUAAAAAUACUGCAAUUAUGUAUUUAUUUCAUAAUGAUUAUUAAAUUAGAUUAAUUCACUUUAGCAUCGAUACUUUAGUUGUAAGAUAUGCUGUGUCCCAGAUUUUAUAGGAAUUUGUUCUUAGCACUCACACUCAUGUAUUCAACUCCUACAACUGAAAUCUGUACAACAACAUCCCCCUCGGGAUUGCCAAAAGUACACAAAGAAGAUAAGUCAUGCAGAGACUUAACCUAUUUUAGAAUUAAGGUGUCGAUCGAAAACCAUUUAUUGUCAUAUUCAUGAUGGAUUUGCAUUACAUUUUACAUAGAAAUAAUGCAUACAUACAUACAUAUACAUUAAAACAAAAGAAAAAUCAGAAACAGCAUUAAACCGUAUUUGUGUAAUUUCUUGAUGACAUUUAGAUGUCGGCAUGUAUUCUCGAGUUAUGAACUGUCCUCUAACACCACAUUUAGUAUGAUUUGCACAGAGCUAGCGAUUGGCACAAAUUUAUAGUUAGAAACGUUACCCAAAUCACCCGAAUACAUUUCUACAGUGAACAGUGAAGAUCACUCAUCAAUAUUUGGUUUUCUUCCGCUUCUCUAUAUUUUUAUUUCUUUCAUUUUGCCUACAAAUCUGCAUAUUUCGCAUCAAACCUAAAUUGCCAUACUAAGUAUGAAAGAAUAAUUUGCACAAAAUUCUGUGUAUAUUUAACUGAUCGAAUAAAAUACUUCACUAUGAUUUAAAACUUUAA
This is a messenger RNA of Stomoxys calcitrans (stable fly), 3162 nucleotides long. It is a transcript of the gene SCCRO3, whose product is annotated as DCN1-like protein 3. NCBI's taxonomy places the organism in Eukaryota, Metazoa, Arthropoda, Insecta, Diptera, Muscidae. Gene Ontology annotation, biological process: protein neddylation; positive regulation of ubiquitin-protein transferase activity. The transcript has 6 exons. Gene Ontology annotation, molecular function: cullin family protein binding; ubiquitin-like protein binding; ubiquitin conjugating enzyme binding. The coding region runs from base 929 to 1978 and encodes 349 amino acids. Gene Ontology annotation, cellular component: ubiquitin ligase complex. The record is from RefSeq and is a predicted model, not a curated record.